Molecule: messenger RNA, 345 nt
Organism: Musca vetustissima
Lineage: Eukaryota; Metazoa; Arthropoda; Insecta; Diptera; Muscidae
Gene: Roc2
Product: RING-box protein 2
Exons: 2
Coding region: 1-342 (113 amino acids)
Biological process (GO): protein ubiquitination; ubiquitin-dependent protein catabolic process
Cellular component (GO): nucleus; Cul5-RING ubiquitin ligase complex
Molecular function (GO): zinc ion binding; ubiquitin protein ligase activity; cullin family protein binding
Source: RefSeq, a predicted model, not a curated record
AUGGAUGAUCAAAGUGAAAAUUCCAUGGAUAAACAAAUCGACGAUAAUGAUGGCACCAAACCCGAAAAAAUGUUCACCCUGAAAAAGUGGAAUGCUGUGGCUAUGUGGAGCUGGGAUGUUGAAUGUGAUAUUUGUGCUAUUUGUCGCGUUCAAGUUAUGGAUGCCUGCUUACGUUGUCAAGCGGAAAACAAACGUGAUGUCUUGGGUCGCCAGGAUUGUGUUGUGGUAUGGGGUGAAUGUAAUCACUCUUUCCAUCAUUGUUGUAUGUCCCUCUGGGUAAAACAAAACAAUCGUUGUCCAUUAUGCCAGCAGGAAUGGUCCAUACAACGUAUGGGUAAAUAAUUC